CAGCAUUUGGUGGAAGAAGAAAAAAAAAAUAAUAAUGCCGCUGCUUCCCACAGCCAUCACUGCUCACGAGGCCCCGCCACCUGAUUGGCCGGUUUAGCCCACAUGACCAGGAAUUGGCUGCAAUUUCGUCCCAUAGUUGUUCAGUUUAGCUUAGCCAGGUCCCCACACGCUAGUAAUAUCACCAAUAUACACAAUUAUUAUAUCGACGCCGCAGCUGCGCCGCCGCCGCGAUCUGGAUCCUGCACCGCCGCCACAAUUUUUCCCUUUCUUUUCUAUUUUUGGAGAAGCCAUAUUGGGUCGUGUGCGUGCGCAGUGUGCGUGUUUAUGUAUCUUGUUUUGUUUUUUUGUGUGUGUUUUUUUUUUUAUUUUUUUGUUUUAUUUUGGGGAAGGAAUUGUUCCGGGGUCUCGCCACGUUUGUAGCUGAACCCGGUUUGUGGAAGCUAUGAAUUUUGAAUUUGAAAGGGAGAUUGGUUUUAUCAACAGCCAGCCAUCCCUAGCAGAGUGUCUGACGUCCUUCCCCGCCGCCCUGGAGUCAUUUCAAACUUCAUCAAUCAAGGAGUCGACAGUAAUUCCGCCUCCCUUCGAGCACACCAUCCCCAGCCUCAGCCCCUGCACAGCCAGCCAGCCGAGACCGGCAGCGAGGAGCCAGCAGAACCGAAGGAGCUCCGGCACCAAUGGCCUCCACACGCACCACAGAGGCGCACAGCAGCCCGGACCGCUGGGGCAGGCCGCCCCUUCCCCGGUCACGGCGGCCGCGGCGGGUCCACUGGCCCACGAGUUCCCCUGGAUGAAGGAGAAGAAAUCAUCCAAGAAGUGUUCCAAGCCCGGCGGCAGCAGCGGCGGCGGCGGCGGCAGCGGCGGCAACAGCAUCAACUCCGGCGGUGGAGGCUCCAUCAUCCCCCCCGCCUCAACAUCCCCGUCGCCGACCGCCUCCGGGUACGCCUCGGCAGGCAUCGAGUCACCCACAGACCCAAGCCAGGCGGCCCUGGACGGCGGUGGUGCCGGCUCUCGGCGCCUGAGAACGGCGUACACGAACACACAGCUGCUGGAGCUGGAGAAGGAGUUCCACUUCAACAAGUAUCUGUGCCGACCCAGGAGGGUGGAGAUCGCCGCGCUGCUGGACCUGACGGAGAGACAGGUCAAGGUUUGGUUCCAGAACCGGCGCAUGCAGCACGCCAGAGCCGUGGCCCCGACCCACGGGCGCGUGGGGGGCGCGGGCGGUGGCGGCGGAGGCCCAGAAGCCAGCGAUCCGGGCGGGUUCGAGCCGCUCGAAGGCGCAGAUGCCUCGUCUCCAUAUUCGAGUCAGCCACUGGAAGCAUCUGGAACAGGGGAGGACACGCUGGAGGGCGAGGGGGUCAGCGGUGAUCCAUCUUCGGCCGCCGCCUACGCCGCUGACAGCGGGGACAAUGCACAGCCCACGCCGGAGGAGGGAGGCGGGUUGAGCCGCCUCGAACGCCCACCGCUGCCUGCAGAAUCUGGCUCAUCUGACGUCGCCGCGGCGGGUCACUCCGCCACGAACUCCACCGACAACCCGGGCCUGGUGGAGGCCCCGGCCGCCGCCGCGGUGGCGUCAGCUCCCGAGCCUCCGUUCCCGGAGCAGAGGGACAUCUCCAUCACCUCCGCCGCUCCUGCCGCCUCCUUAUCCAGCUCCUCCGCGCUCCCGGACCUCACCUUCUUCGGCGGGGACGCGUGCCUGUCCCCCAGCCUGCAGAGCUCUCUGGACAGCCCGGUGGACUUCUCUGAGGAGGACUUCGACCUGUUCACGAGCACACUGUGCACCAUAGACCUGCAGCACCUCAACUUCUGAGGAGACCACGGUAGUUCUCGGUCAUAAGAAGUACAAUUUA
Cynoglossus semilaevis (tongue sole) is the source of this 1847-nucleotide messenger RNA. RefSeq names its product homeobox B2a (gene hoxb2a). Gene Ontology annotation, cellular component: nucleus. Gene Ontology annotation, molecular function: DNA-binding transcription factor activity, RNA polymerase II-specific; RNA polymerase II cis-regulatory region sequence-specific DNA binding. The record is from RefSeq and is a predicted model, not a curated record. Gene Ontology annotation, biological process: regulation of transcription by RNA polymerase II. Lineage: Eukaryota; Metazoa; Chordata; Actinopteri; Pleuronectiformes; Cynoglossidae.